AUGCCGACCGUCCACCUGCUCGACUACGUUGCGGGCAAUAUUCGCAGUCUGGUGAAUGCUAUUGAGAAACUAGGAUACCAGGUUGAGUGGAUCAAGUCUCCCGAAGACGUGCCCAAGGCCGAGAAGCUCAUCCUCCCGGGCGUGGGCCACUUUGGCCACUGCCUCUCACAACUCUCGCAAGCCGGCUACUUGCCCGCUAUCCGACAGCACAUCUCCGCCGGCAAGCCCUUUUUCGGCGUCUGCGUCGGCCUGCAGGCACUCUUUGAGGGCUCCGCCGAAGACCCCGACGUGCCAGGGCUCGGCGUCGUUGCCGCGUCCCUCGAUCGCUUCGCCGACGCCGACAAGCCCGUUCCGCACAUUGGAUGGAACAGCGCCGACACGCGCGGCCGCCACAUGUACGACCUGCGCGCCGGCUCUAAGUACUACUACGUCCACUCCUACAAGUGCCCCUACACGCCGGGCGUGCUCGAGCGCCAGGGCUGGUCCGUCGCCACCGGCGCCUACGGAGACGAGACCUUCAUCGGCGCCAUUGCAAAGGGCAACGUCUACGCGACGCAGUUUCAUCCGGAAAAGUCGGGCGUCGCCGGCCUGCGCACUAUUCGCGCGUUUCUCACCGGUGCCGGCGCGGAGAGCCUCGGCACGCCCCUGGACAAGACUGCCGCUGCCUCUCCGACAGACGGCCUGACGAGGCGCGUGAUUGCAUGCCUCGACGUGCGCGCCAACGAUCAGGGUGACCUCGUCGUCACAAAGGGUGACCAGUACGAUGUGCGCGAAAAGACAGAGGGCAACAACGUCCGCAAUCUCGGCAAGCCUGUGGAAAUGGCCAGGCGCUACUACGAGGACGGCGCCGAUGAGGUGACAUUCCUCAACAUCACCUCCUUCCGCGACUGCCCGGUCGCCGACCUGCCCAUGCUCGAGGUGCUGCGGCAGACGUCGCGCACCGUCUUCGUGCCGCUCACCAUUGGCGGCGGCAUCCGCGACACGGUGGACACGGACGGCACCAAGGUGACGGCGCUCGAAAUCGCCACCAUGUACUUCAAAUCCGGCGCCGACAAGGUAUCAAUCGGUUCCGACGCCGUCAUCGCCGCCGAGCAGUACUACGCGCUCGGGAAAAAAUUAUUUGGCGACACGGCGAUUGAGCAAAUCGCGCGCGCCUACGGCAACCAGGCCGUCGUCGUCAGCGUCGACCCCAAGCGUGUCUACGUGCCCAAGCGCGACGCCACGCGGCACGCUCUCGUCGAGACGCGCACGCCAGGUCCUCGCGGCGAGCCGUUUUGCUGGUACGCCUGCACCAUCAAGGGCGGCCGCGAGAUCCGCGACAUGGACGUUGUUGAGCUCGCCCAGGCCGUCGAGGCCAUGGGCUGCGGCGAGCUGCUCCUCAACUGCAUCGACAAGGACGGCUCCAACUCUGGCUUCGACCUCGAGCUAGUCGCGCAGGUCAAGGCAGCCGUCAAGAUUCCCGUCAUUGCGUCGAGCGGCGCGGGCGUGCCGGCGCACUUUGAAGAGGUGUUUUGCGAGACCACGACGGACGCGGCCCUCGGCGCGGGCAUGUUCCACAGGGGCGAGUACACGGUUCGACAGGUCAAGGAUUAUUUGGAGGAAAAGGGUCUGGUCGUGAGAAAGUUUGAAGAGGAUGAUUUAUAA
Beauveria bassiana ARSEF 2860 is the source of this 1644-nucleotide messenger RNA. Its product is annotated as imidazoleglycerol phosphate synthase. The transcript is spliced from 2 exons. Gene Ontology annotation, biological process: L-histidine biosynthetic process. Gene Ontology annotation, molecular function: oxo-acid-lyase activity; imidazoleglycerol-phosphate synthase activity. The record is from RefSeq and is a predicted model, not a curated record. Bases 1 to 1644 code for a protein of 547 amino acids. Lineage: Eukaryota; Fungi; Ascomycota; Sordariomycetes; Hypocreales; Cordycipitaceae.